Molecule: messenger RNA, 1556 nt
Organism: Betta splendens (Siamese fighting fish)
Lineage: Eukaryota; Metazoa; Chordata; Actinopteri; Anabantiformes; Osphronemidae
Gene: psma2a
Product: proteasome 20S subunit alpha 2a
Exons: 8
Coding region: 71-775 (234 amino acids)
Biological process (GO): ubiquitin-dependent protein catabolic process
Cellular component (GO): proteasome core complex, alpha-subunit complex; proteasome core complex
Source: RefSeq, a predicted model, not a curated record
GGGGCAGUAACCGCACUGUACAGCGGAAGUACAUGCGCCACCAAACUCAGAGUAGAAGAAGACGGUCAAGAUGGCGGAACGAGGCUACAGUUUUUCUCUCACCACAUUUAGCCCUUCAGGGAAACUGGUCCAGAUUGAGUAUGCCCUGGCAGCUGUCGCGGCCGGAGCCCCCUCAGUUGGCAUCAAAGCUUCCAAUGGCGUUGUCCUGGCAACAGAGAAGAAACAAAAGUCCAUUCUGUAUGAUGAGCAGAGUGUCCAUAAAGUGGAGCCCAUCACUAAACACAUAGGCAUGGUCUACAGCGGCAUGGGGCCCGACUACAGGGUUUUAGUGCGACGAGCCAGGAAGUUGGCACAGCAAUAUUUCCUAGUCUACCAGGAGCCAAUCCCCACAGGCCAGCUUGUCCAGAGAGUGGCCUCUGUAAUGCAGGAGUACACACAGUCUGGUGGUGUGCGUCCAUUUGGUGUGUCGUUGCUGAUAGCUGGUUGGGAUGAGGACCAUCCCUACCUGUUCCAGUCAGACCCCUCUGGUGCAUAUUUUGCAUGGAAAGCUACAGCAAUGGGAAAGAAUUAUGUUAAUGGAAAAACAUUCCUUGAAAAGAGGUAUAACAAUGAUUUGGAACUUGAAGAUGCCAUCCACACUGCGAUCUUGACAUUGAAGGAGAGUUUUGAAGGUCAGAUGACGGAGGAGAACAUUGAGGUGGGGAUCUGCAAUGAGGCUGGCUUCAAAAGACUCACCCCAGCAGAGGUGAAAGACUACCUGGCAGCAAUUGCGUGAACAGACCCAGCCUGGUGAUGGUGCUCACUGGCCACAUUUCAAGACCAAGACAUAACCGCACAGUAGCCAACAGUAUCAUUACACGUUUUUGGAAUCCACAAACUGUCUACAUUAUCUAAUGCUUGGUUGUUUAUGCAAACAUGGGUGGCCACAUCCUGUAACGUGACUAUAUUGAAAAACAUUAAUUUGAUCUCUCCUACAACCUAAUUGGAAAUGGUUUAUUUUUAAGCAACCAUUGUUCAGCUAAGGUGUUGCCACUCAGGCAUGACAGGUGAUGGCAUCACAUGUCUAUUUGACUUCUUUGUCAAACACACACACUGGCACUGUGAAAUGUGGCAGUUGGCUACUGUGCAUGUGAAAUGUGGGGCUGAAGAGUCAAAUCUUGCCUUUUCCACUGAAUCCUCAAGUUUUCUUUCUGAUUACAACUGCAAAGUCAGUGCUUUUGGUGAAAUGAAACACAUAAGCAUCAGCAUGUAUUUAAAUAACUGUGCUUGACUAUAAACAAAAUUAAAGGUUGUUAUAGAUAAAAGCAUACAUUGGUCUCAUCUGAGAGUGAUUCUGAACAGUUAUAUCUAUGCUGCACUUCAUCUGUGUCUCAAACCACAGAGGGAGCAUGUAAUGAGGACUCAGUGGAAAGCUGUGGGGUUUUACAUUCAGGACGCAGUUGCCUGUACAGCAGUUUUAAACAUACGUUUUUCAGGCUAGGAACAAUUCUAGAGUUUGUACUUUCUCCUCUGUAAUCUGUCACUUAUUCAAAUAAAAUAUGCUGGUUGAUUGUGAA